AUGUCUCACGACGCAGUCUGGUUUUCUCGUCCUCGGCGAUUUGGAAAGGGUUCUCGCGAAUGUCGAGUAUGUGCCCAUCGUGCUGGCUUGAUUCGUAAAUACAAUCUCAACGUGUGCCGUCAGUGCUUCCGUGAAUAUGCCAAAGAUAUUGGAUUCAAAAAGUAUCGUUAA
Molecule: messenger RNA, 171 nt
Organism: Paraglomus brasilianum
Lineage: Eukaryota; Fungi; Glomeromycota; Glomeromycetes; Paraglomerales; Paraglomeraceae
Source: the annotation of a GenBank genome assembly